AUGCAUUUACCCACUACAGACUUCUUUAAUCGGAUUAUCCGUGAAUAUGGGUAUUCCUUGAGGGAGCUGGCCCGGAUUGCUAUAAACAAGAUAAUGGGUUUUGAAGCCCUCUUUCGUAUCCUUUGCUAUUUUACAACUGUUUCAACAUUCAAGUAUUUCUUCAAUGCUUCCACUCAGUCGGGGACUCGGACCCUUUCCCAUCGGCGGGGAGUCCCUACCCUUAUCCACGAUAAAAGGUUCAAGAAGAACUGGCAGGAUAAGUUUCUAUGGGUGAAUAAUGACUUUAUGGCGCUUAGCUAUCCUAGGACUAAGCGUACAUCGACCAUGCUCCAAGACUCUUCGGUGCUGAAAAAGAGCUCGUUGAUGUCAUCGAGAAGAUCGACAUCAAUGGUGAGGAUUGACUGGAUUGCUUCUUGGCCGCUGGUGGGAUGA
Messenger RNA from Lactuca saligna, 432 nucleotides. NCBI's taxonomy places the organism in Eukaryota, Viridiplantae, Streptophyta, Magnoliopsida, Asterales, Asteraceae. The record is from the annotation of a GenBank genome assembly.